Pseudomassariella vexata is the source of this 1006-nucleotide messenger RNA. RefSeq names its product putative cytochrome c oxidase subunit VIa. Bases 272 to 679 code for a protein of 135 amino acids. The transcript has 3 exons. NCBI's taxonomy places the organism in Eukaryota, Fungi, Ascomycota, Sordariomycetes, Amphisphaeriales, Pseudomassariaceae. Gene Ontology annotation, cellular component: mitochondrial inner membrane. Gene Ontology annotation, biological process: mitochondrial electron transport, cytochrome c to oxygen. The record is from RefSeq and is a predicted model, not a curated record. Gene Ontology annotation, molecular function: enzyme regulator activity.
UUCUCCAGAGAACGGACCCAUGGACCCGCGUCUUCGAGUGGCAACCACCCGAGCGUCCCCGACGCCAAAUCACCUGACAUGCACUUUCCUCCUCAUUUAGCUCUUUUCGUUUCUUUCUGCCUCAGGCACGAACUUCCAAACCUGAGGUCAUCCGACACCACCUUAUUCGCUCUCUCUUCCAAGCUUACUUCAAUUGAACCGAACGCACGCACACAGAACCAUCUCCCCUCAACGCCGGUGUAGCACCACGACAGUCGCCAAAAACCGAACAAUGCUUCCUCAACGCCAAAUCCUCCGCGCCGUCCCGCGGGUGACGGCCCAGCUGCGUGCUGCGAACCCGACCGUCUUCCGUUCGGCCCUGCAGCGCCGUCUCGCUUCUACCGAAAACGCCUUCGUCAAGGAGCGAGCGGCAGUCAAGGCGCACGCUGCGGCCACGACUGAACUCUGGCGCAAGAUCUCCAUUUACGGCGUCAUCCCAUGCCUCAUCCUCGCCGGCAUCAACGCCUACAACCUGUGGACCGAGCACUGGGAGCACUGGUCGCACAUGCCCCCCUUGGAGGAGCGCGUCGAGUAUCCCUACCAGAACAUCCGCUCUAAGAACUUCCCUUGGGGCAACGGUGACAAGACCUUGUUCUGGAACGAUUCCGUCAACUACCACAACAAGGACAAGACCGCGUAAGCUGAUAUUUUCUCGUCCAAUUUGGAUCGGAGUGGGCUUGAGUUGCGAACGUUAGCCGGGAGACGGAAUGAAAGACGGCGAAGGAGGGACAAUGGCAAGUGGAUAAGACGUGAAAACACCGAGAAAUUGACCCUUAGAGCAGUGGAGGAGAUCGACUGCCCAUGCUGGCAGGUGAUAACGCAUUUCCGUGAUAUUGUAGAUAUUCCUUUUGUCACUGGCACAAGCACGGCAUUGAAAACAGCCAGUCGGCUCUUUUUGUUAUCUUGAACGUCAUUACCAUGGCAAUAUGCUUGGAUUGAUGCAUUGCUAAAUGCAAGUCCCACGGCA